AUGUUGCUAGUCCACAAGAGAGGUGCCCUUUUGGCGAAUUUACCUCGACGUCAUCACACCCGCUGCUUGCCUUGCCUCCUUUCUCUAGUCUCCUCUUCGGAUCUGCCUGAUGGUCCAGUAGAUCCGUUCCUGAUCCUUCCGGUUGACCGAUUUUACUCGGUUUCAGUAGCUAUUUCUCAAGCCUUCAGUAGCACCUACAAAGUCGCCUUAUCUUCAGAGCGCCUAGGCUCUGAUUCCCAUGCGAAGAAAAGAUGGAGAUUUGAAGGUCGGUUCUACCAGAAGACGACGGUCGAUUCCUCUGGACCAGCUGUCGAUUGGCUUUACUGGAACAUUCAAGCUGACGCUGCUUCCGAGGCAAUCUCCUUCGAUUCCGGUGAAAGGGUGCUAAGCUUUCGUCCGUCAUAUGACGAGCAAGGUAUCAUCGUCAAGAAAACUCACCGACAAAUCCAAAGAAGUGGUAUAUAUAUUUCACAUCUGGCCUCUUGGAUUGACUAUAAAGUGAUUUGGUUAGUUACGGUCAUAUGUCAACUUCGAUGCAUGUGA
This is a messenger RNA of Protopolystoma xenopodis, 543 nucleotides long. NCBI's taxonomy places the organism in Eukaryota, Metazoa, Platyhelminthes, Monogenea, Polystomatidea, Polystomatidae. The record is from the annotation of a GenBank genome assembly.